Molecule: messenger RNA, 514 nt
Organism: Myotis lucifugus (little brown bat)
Lineage: Eukaryota; Metazoa; Chordata; Mammalia; Chiroptera; Vespertilionidae
Product: hemoglobin subunit zeta
Exons: 3
Coding region: 47-475 (142 amino acids)
Biological process (GO): hydrogen peroxide catabolic process; oxygen transport
Cellular component (GO): hemoglobin complex; blood microparticle; haptoglobin-hemoglobin complex
Molecular function (GO): oxygen binding; iron ion binding; oxygen carrier activity
Source: RefSeq, a predicted model, not a curated record
GCCAGUCCUGAUCAUACCCAGCUCCGGUUCCAGCUCUGAUACCACCAUGUCUCUGACCAGGGCCGAGAGGACCAUCAUCGUGUCCAUGUGGGGCAAGAUCGCUGCACAGGCAGAUACCAUCGGUAUGGAGACCCUGGAGAGGCUCUUCGCCAGCUACCCCCAGACCAAGACCUACUUCCCACACUUCGACCUGCACCCCGGCUCUGCGCACCUGCGCUCCCACGGCUCCAAGGUGGUGGCCGCAGUGGGCGACGCGGUCAAGCACAUUGACGACAUCGCCAGCGCCCUGUCCAAGCUGAGCGAGCUGCACGCCUACAUUCUGCGCGUGGACCCUGUCAACUUCAAGCUCCUGUCCCACUGCCUGCUGGUCACCGUGGCCUCGCACUUCCCCGCGGACUUCACGGCCGACGCCCACGCCGCCUGGGACAAGUUCCUGUCCCUUGUGUCCAGCGUCCUGACCGAGAAAUACCGCUGAGCGCAGCCGAGGGACCCCAGAAGACAGGCUGCGACCUCU